Gloeophyllum trabeum ATCC 11539 is the source of this 495-nucleotide messenger RNA. RefSeq lists its product as uncharacterized. NCBI's taxonomy places the organism in Eukaryota, Fungi, Basidiomycota, Agaricomycetes, Gloeophyllales, Gloeophyllaceae. The record is from RefSeq and is a predicted model, not a curated record. The coding region runs from base 1 to 495 and encodes 164 amino acids. Gene Ontology annotation, biological process: mycotoxin biosynthetic process. The transcript has a single exon.
AUGCUGGCCACAAAACCUGAGGCCGUUCUCUGGACAGCUCCUCUCUCAUUCUCUCCAACCGUCGGGCUCGUCGCGAUGCGGUUGGAUGAGACUGUGCACUAUUCGCUCGGCGACGCGCACCAGUGGGACAUGCUCAUACCCAAAGGGGGACACGUCGUGCGCGUGGAUGGCCCUACCGGCGUUCAAGAGCCGUACACAGUCGCUUUAUUCCAUCAGUUCAAAUGCCUCGACGUCGUCCGCGCCGCGGUCGUGGACGGCCGAGAAAAUCGCCUCAACGCAUCUUCACCGUUGACCCGACAUUGCUUCAACUAUCUCCGUCAAGCGAUUCUGUGCAAACCCAACCUGCGCUUGGAAUCGCUGAAGAAUGCCACCGGCUUUGCAAGCAUAAUUAGGAAUGAUCUAGUUUGUAACGACUGGACUAGUAUCUAUGCAGCAGCGGAGACAAAUCACAGAGAAUACGCACGUAUAAAGAAUGGGGUGACUUCCGAAUUGUAG